AAUAGUUUAUAUACAGAAAAAAAAAAAAAAACCAAUUGCCAUAUUAUCACAUCCUAUUAAUUAUUAUACACUAUACUUUUAAUUAUAAGUUAGGUUCUAUUUCUCUACAAUAACAAAAAGAAAAUAUUGUCAAAUUCAAAAAUUUAUUUAUUUUUAUUUUAUUAUUUUUUAUUGUUUAAUUUUAUUUUUAUAUAAUUUUAUUUUUUUUAAAAAUUUUAUAUAUUUUAAAUCCAACAGACAGUAUUUUGCAUAAAAGGAUAAAAUAUUUAUUAUGAUUUUUAAUUAAUUAAUUUAUUUUUUUAUUUUAUUUUUUUAUUUUUUUUUAUUUUUUCUUUUUCAAAAAAACAAUAUAAAUAUUUAAAUUUAUUAUUUUUUUUAUCCAAUCAAUCCAAAUCAACCAAUUAUACUUUUUUUUUUUUUUUUCUAUUUUUGUUUUAUCUUGGGUUUUUUUUUUUAAAAAAAAAUUUAAAAGUUAUAAAAAAAAAUUUUAUUUUUUUUAAAUAAAGAUAAUAGUAGUAGUUACAAUUAAAAAAAAUUUAUAAUAAAAAAAUCAAAAUAAAAUAGAGCCUCAAAUAUAUCAUAAAAUCUCAAACAUCCCCCAAUAAAUAUAAAAAAAAAUAACCUCAGCCCCUUAAUACAAAUACCUCAAAAAAUUUUAAAAGAUUUUGACAUAUCUUACAAUACCUCCAUCCAUUUUGGUGAAGUUUUAAUUAAAUACAGUUUUUUUGUUGUAUUAAAGCUAUAGAGGUAAAAUAACUUUGAAGAAAAUAACAAUUGUUUUAUUAUAUAUAAAAUAAAAGUUUAUUAAAUUUAUUAUAGAAAAAAUGUACUUGCUUAUAGGUUUAAUUAUAUUUUUAGCAUAUAUCGCUUAUCAUAAAAGCAGAACAAGCGGUAUGCCCCCUGGACCAUUCCCAAUGCCAAUUAUUGGAAAUUUACAUCAAUUAGGAAAAUCACCUUAUAAAUCAUUAAAAGCAUUUUCCGAUAAAUAUGGAGGUUUAACAACUAUCUUCUUAGGAAGUGUUCCUACUGUAUUAAUUAGUGAUACCAAUUUGUUAAGAGAAAUUAUGAUUAAAAACAAUGACCAAAUUAUAGAUAGAUAUAUCUCUGAUAGUGGUUUGAUUAUUGGUCAAGAAAGAAAUCUUUUGUUCUCGAAAGGUUCAUUUUGGAAUAAAUAUAGAAAAGUAUUUUCUCAAGGCAUGAAUAAUGCAAGAAAAUACAAUAUUUCUUCGAGAAUUGAUCAACAGGCUAUAAAUUUAAAUACCUAUUUUGGUACAUAUGCAAGCUCUGGGCAACCAAUAAACCCACACGAUUAUAUUAGAAGAUAUAGUUUAAACGGUGUUAUUGAUUAUUCAUUCAGUGAUUCAGUUGAAUAUGAUUCAGAUUCACAUCAUAUUGUAAUUAAAGCUGCCGAGAUUAUGGAAGAAAUUUUAGCUACUGGUAAUCCACACGAUUAUUUACCAUUUUUAAAACCAUUCUAUGCUAAAAAAAGAGGUAUGUUGGGAUAUGCUGUUAGUCAAGUAUGGGACUAUUGUUUAGAUGCCAUAACAGUUCAUAGAAAAACAUUAAACGAAGAAAAACCACGUGACCUUUUGGAUCUUAUUUUAAUGGAAAUUGAUAAAAGCGACGAAAAGGAAUUCUUUGACGAUGACUCUCUUGCAAAAUGCUUAACUGAUUUAAUCGUUGCAGGUCAUGAAACUGUUGCAAUUACUCUUGGUUGGAUGUUAUUGUUUUUAGUAAAUUUACCAGACGUUCAAGAAAAAGUCUAUCAAGAAUUGGUUAAUGCUGUAGGUAAAGGCAAUUUACCAACCCUAGCACAUAGAAAAGAUACUAGCUAUUUAAAUGCAUGUAUUCAAGAAACCAUGAGAAUCCGUACAGCUGCUCCUUUAGCAUUACCAAGAAUCGCAAACACUGAUAUAAAAGUUGGUAACUAUGUAAUUCCAAAGGGUACACAAGUUAUGAUGUCUGUAUUUGGUUUAGCUUCAGAUAAUAAAUAUUGGGAUGAACCUGAAAAAUUCAAACCAGAGCGUUGGAUCUCAUCCGGUGCUGAAGGUGGCAAUGUUUCAUCAGAAGCUUUUAUUCCAUUUGGUGUAGGCCCAAGAAUGUGUGUUGGUAUGGGUGUAGCUAAAGAUGAACUUUAUUAUUGUGCAUCUCAAAUGUUUAUGAAUUUCAAAUGGACAUCAGUUGAUGGUAAACAAAUUGAUGAUGAGGGUGUUGCCAGAAUUGCACUCGAAUAUAAACAAUAUCAAGUUAAACUUGAAAGAAGAUAAAAUAAUAGAUAAUAAUAGUUAAAUUAUAAUAACCAUAGAAAUUUUAUUUUAAAAUUAUUAUAAAAUAACAAUCAUUUUAAAAAUAAAAAAAAAGUAAAAUAAUUUUUUU
Dictyostelium purpureum is the source of this 2376-nucleotide messenger RNA. Its product is annotated as cytochrome P450 family protein. The record is from RefSeq and is a predicted model, not a curated record. The transcript has 6 exons. Lineage: Eukaryota; Evosea; Eumycetozoa; Dictyosteliales; Dictyosteliaceae. Gene Ontology annotation, molecular function: heme binding; iron ion binding; monooxygenase activity. Bases 825 to 2267 code for a protein of 480 amino acids.